Molecule: messenger RNA, 1151 nt
Organism: Scleropages formosus (Asian bonytongue)
Lineage: Eukaryota; Metazoa; Chordata; Actinopteri; Osteoglossiformes; Osteoglossidae
Gene: c17h12orf43
Product: chromosome 17 C12orf43 homolog
Exons: 6
Coding region: 10-837 (275 amino acids)
Biological process (GO): Spemann organizer formation; Wnt signaling pathway; negative regulation of Wnt signaling pathway
Source: RefSeq, a predicted model, not a curated record
UUUCCCAUCAUGGCGGCUUCCAGGCGGCACGCGAGCGAGUCCUCCAGCAGCGAGAAUGACGAAGAAAUGGAGAAAUUCAAAGAGGCCGCGUGGAGUUUCGGAGCGGCGGCCAAUGGCGCCCAGGAGUCUCGUCGGACAGGUGGAGAGAGCAAAGAUAAGCAAAGCAGUCGACUUGACGUGUCCCACCACGAACACGAUGGCAACGAGCUUCAGACGACCCCCGAGUUCCGCAGUCACGUCGCCAAGAAGCUGGGAGCCCUGCUGGACAGUUGCAUUUCAGAAGCUGCUGGACCACGGUUGCGGACGACUCCGACGACGCCAUCUGCCACCAGGGUGGUGGAGGAGGAGGAUGAUGAUGAUGACGACGACGACGACGAUGAUGGAUUUCGGCUGUUUUCCACAUCCGUCCCUGGUACAACCCAGAGUCCACCUCCGCCGGCUCCACGCCGCCCCAUUCCCAGCUCAAGUGACAGCGACAGCGAGGUGGAUGAGCGCCUCAAAGAAGCUGCCGUUCCUCUCACAGACCUCCUGCCUGCCGCUCUCCUUCCCACCAUGCCUCAGCCAUCCUGCUCCCCAGCUCCUACCCCCGCUGGAUUGAAGAAGAAGAAGAAGAAAGAGAAGGAAGAGGAUGGGGAUGAGGCUGGAGACAAAGACACCGGUGGAGGCGACGCAAAGAAAAGUAGGACAGACAUUAAGGAGGAGGAGGACACCAACUCCCAGGUGGACUCUGUAUCUCAGCACACCUCAGAGGAGACUCCAGUGAGGGAAAAGAAGAAGAAGAAGAAGAAGAAGAAGAGGGAGGAGGAGAAGGUACGCAGACUGAAGCUAAGCGACUGAGGGUCAAGGCUCAGCUGGAUGAAUCGGUUCUACUACUCCAGCUUUUGGAGCUGAGCUCCUGCCCAAGGCUGGUGUCAAACCUUUGCCCUUCUGCUGAAGGGACUGUGGGGAGUCCAAGGCGACCAAGAAGAAGGAUCAGGCUGGAGAAGAAGCCUGCAGUCCAGAAGAGCAAAGAGGCCCACCGUGGUUCCGUUCACACGUGGAAACGGCUUCCUGUUGAUCACGUUAUACUGUACACACAUUGAAAGCACACAGCAUGCGUUGUGACACGAUCCCACAGUUAAUGGCGCAUCAUCGGGCUUUGGGUUCGAAAA